Phyllotreta striolata is the source of this 4565-nucleotide messenger RNA. Lineage: Eukaryota; Metazoa; Arthropoda; Insecta; Coleoptera; Chrysomelidae. The record is from the annotation of a GenBank genome assembly.
AAAAAGCUCAUCGAAGAAGGAAGCGUCACUUUUUUCCCAUCGGUUAUAAUAUGCCGAAAAGACUACCCGUCAAUACAUAAAGAUUCGUGUAAUAAAUAUGAGCGCUAAAUGCUUCGUUCCUAGUUGUAAAAACAAGGUUGGGAUCGCUUUUCCGGACGACGAGGACAUCAAGCAGAAAUGGCUGGAAAUUCUGGGCAUUCCGCAUAUGAAACCGAAACCGUCAAGCUUUGUUUGUUUAGACCAUUUCCAAGAUGAUGGGGACGCCGAUGAUUUAUCAAAUAUUGAAAAUGGAAAAAUCGGCACCGAAUUAAAACCAAAGUCCAAUCGAAUAUCUAUCGAAGGCAAGACAGAUGGUGAUAAACCGGAUGAGAAGCAUAUUAAACAGCCUGUAACAUCAGGAAAUUUAGAAAUAUGUAGAUUAUGCAUGGAACACAAAGAUGAGACGAAGAACAUUUUCAUCGAAGAAAUCGAAGAAAGCACUCCUAUUGUAUUCGCUAUUUUAGCUUGUAUACAUCCUAUUGAGAUAUCGUACGAGGACAACUUACCCAAAACGAUAUGCAUAGAUUGCCUGAAUAUCCUCGAGGUGUGCUUCAAGUUCCGAUCGGUCUGCUUGAAAAACGACAAAAUCCAGAAACAAUCUUCGCGCGGUAAAAUCCAACCGGUCACGUCGAGCGCGAAGAAGCAGAAACGAACGGAGGACAUCGAAACCGAUACCCCCGAACCCACCAAGAAAGCCAAAACCUCCGAAGCCAAAGACAACUACGACGAACUCGAGGCCAUCAACGAAUUUCUCGUUAAAAAAGACGUCAAACAGUCGGCGGUUAAAGCGGAGAAAGACGACCCGUCGAGUCGAAACGAUUCCACCAAUAUUAUGGAAGAGGAACUUCGUAAGGUUUUAGAAGGAACGUUAUCCGAAGAACAGGCGAGCGCCGAUAACAUAAUAAUACAAAUACAAAAUGACGACGAAAGCGCCGAAGAUUCGGAUGAACAAUUGGACGAUAGCGAAAUGCAAAAAUCUCCGAGGCAAAAGCGCGGUAGGGCCUCAUCGCAUGAAGUUUAUUCGGAAAAAACGGUUAACGUGAAAUCGGGGAAAACCAUUCAAUCGACGCUCGGCAUUUACGAGGGAACGAAUAUAACCUCGUUUUACGACAUGCAAUUCUGCGAAGUCGACAAUUACCUGUUCGAGUACAGAUUGUGCAAGCAAAACGUUAGAUAUAUGAGAUGUCUAAUGCCGUACUGCGCCGCUAGAGGGAUGCAAACCCAUUUGGGUAGUUUCGUGUUCGGAAACGAUGUCACUAUAACGACGCCUCAUAAUCACAAAUGCCCCACCGAGGCCGAGAAGAAGAAACAUAUAUUCUUCUACAUCAUGAAGAGGAAAAUGCACAGCGAUAAAUCGCUGAAAUUCAAGAAUAUAUACGACGAAAUUUGUCAGAAGGAUUCCGAAAUCAAGCAACUAAUUCCUCUGAGGAACGUAAUAAACGAAAUCUGCCGUCACCAAUUCAACCACAAACUAGUACCGAUCACGUCGUUCGACGUCCUGUACAAUUACAUCGAGGACGAUUCGUUCCAAAAGUACCAAUUCACGCUCGAAGGCACUCAAUUCUACCAGGAAAGAUUCUCGACGGAAGACAAUGCCAAGGCCAUCGUCUUCGCUAAUCUGGACAUAAUCGAAGAAAUGUCCGACAGCGAUCUGAUGUACAUCGAUGCUUCGUUUAGAAUCGAAACCAACGAACCGUUCUCUUAUCAAUUAGUUACAGUUUUGGUGUGGAUCGAUGAAAGCUACUAUCCGAUCAUGUACGCCUUGGUGAACUACAAAACGCAGGAAAUCUACAAGAAGAUAUUCGAAUUCCUCCACGACACGCUCGCGCCGCACCUGCGACCCGACGAAAUCGUCACCGAAUACGAAUCGAAUCUCUACUACGCCCUGGGCGAGAUCUACGUGGAUUCGAGCAUCGGCGGUUCGGUGUUCUACUACACGCAGAACAUCUACAAGAAGAUAUGCAACACCGAUCUGGCGAAGAGCUUGGAGACCAACACCUACUUCAGGAACAUCUAUCACAUGCUGCUGAUGCUGCCCCUGUUGCCCGUCAACACCAUCGCCGACGGCUUCAAGAACAUCCAAGCGCAGGCCCAGCAGAUGGGCAUUUACGGUUUGAUCAAGCACGUGUUCGCCCACAUAGAGAACGAGUGGUUGAAGAAGGUCACGCCGGAUUUGUUCUGCGUACACCGCUUGGAGAACCGAAUCAACGAGAACGUGAUAGCGCCGUUCAAGAAAUUGAGGGAUUACAUAAUGUUGUCGAAAGGCAAAUCGCAGAAGUCCUCGCCGGACGUGUUGAUCGUCAUCGAGAAAAUCAUCGAGCUGGAGCAAUUCCUGCACGUCACGUACACGUCGGGCAACAAGAAGUGCUUCUCGAGGGACUUGAGCAGCACGCACAAGAAGAACGUGCUGAAGGCCUGGCAGUUCAUCGAGUCCCACCCGAAGAUAAACAUCAACAAUUUCUUUUCGCGCGUGCUGGGCUACAUCAAGUGCAUGGAGAACCAGCUGUGGAUUUGGGGUUUCUAUCGGUACAAAGGCGAGGUGACCGACGAGCUGAUCAACGCCGCCAAUUUCUCGAUCAUCUGCGACGUGGACGAGACCGAGGGGGCCGUCGACGGCGGGGAGUCCACCGACGACGUGGGGGAAUCGGAGGAGAUGCAACAGAACGAAAACGGGGAGGACGGCGAGGAGGAAAUGGACGGGGAGCAGGUUAUUAUGGACGCUGUUAUGGACGAGAGCGGUGGGUUCGUUUUGAAAGCCAGAAAGGGUAGGAAACCUAAAAGUAAUUCUACUUGAUAAAUUUUUUUGUGCGUGUAAUUAUUCCGAAGCUAAUUUUCGUUUUAGAUACGUUUAAAUUGGCUUUAGGAGUAUUGUAAUAAUUGAUAUAUUUAAGUUGGACGUUUGGUUUAUUGAUGAUAGUGGGAUUUGUUCGUAAUUUUCACGUUACACAACUUGUUUAUCAAUUAAUCAACGAUUAAUCUCAUAAUAUCAUCGAUAUAUACUAUCAAAAGUAAAUAUUUUGUAUAUACGAAGGUGAAAUAUACAGUAACUUUUAUCUAGAGACGUGCUGGAGAAACGGACGGAAAUUUGUUUAGUUUAAUAAAAUGGAUAAUUUUAAUGGAAAAAAAAUUACAUACUUAAAAAAAUUACAUCUCUUUCGUUUCUUCUAUCAUCUCAUCUUCCUCGCGACCGUCAUCCUCCUCGUAAUAGUCCUCAUCGAUAGAGGCGCUCUCGUACUGCUGGUACUCGGAUAUCAAAUCGUUCAUGUUCGAUUCGGCCUCGGUGAAUUCCAUCUCGUCCAUGCCCUCGCCGGUGUACCAAUGCACGAACGCCUUCCGGCGGAACAUCGCCGAGAAUUGCUCGCUGACGCGCUUGAAUAUCUCCUGUAUGGCCGUCGAAUUCCCGAUGAACGUGCCGGAUAUCUUCAGCCCCCUGGGCGGUAUGUCGCAGACGGCCACCUUCACGUUGUUCGGUAUCCACUCGACGAAGUAGCUGCUGUUCUUGUUCUGGAUGUUGAGCAUCUGCUCGUCGACCUGCCGCAUCGACAUGCGGCCCCUGAAGAUGCAGGCGGCGGUCAGGUAGCGGCCGUUGCGCGGAUCGCAGGCCGCCAUCAUGUUCUUGGCGUCGAACAUCUGCUGGGUGAUCUCGGCGACGGUGACCGCCCUGUAUUGUUGGCUCGCUUUGGGCGUGAGCGGCGCGAAGCCGGGCACGAAGAAGUGCAGCCGCGGGAACGGCACCAUGUUGACGGCCAGUUUGCGCAGAUCGGCGUUCAAUUGGCCCGGGAAUCGCAGGCAAGUCGUCACACCUGCAAUAUGCGUUAGUGAAAAGAUUGUAGGAAGAUGGAGAAUCGCAAUAAGUAUUCACCUGACAUGGUGAGGGAUACCAAAUAAUUGAGAUCGCCGUAAGAAGGAGCCGGAAUCUUCAACGUCCUAAUGCCGAUAUCGUAUAAAGCCUCGUUGUCUAUGCAGAAGGUCUCGUCGGUGUUUUCGAUGAGCUGGUGCAUCGAUAAAGUAGCGUUGUAGGGCUCCACGACGGCGUCGGAGACCUUCGGCGACGGUACGAUCGAGAAGGUCGCCAUGAUCCUGUCGGGGUACUCCUCGCGUAUUUUGGCGAUGAGCAGCGUCCCCAUGCCGGAGCCGGUGCCGCCGCCCAGCGAGUGGGUCAGCUGGAAGCCCUGCAGGCAGUCGCAGCCCUCCGCCUCCUUGCGGAUGACCUCCAUCACCUGGUCGACGAGCUCGGCGCCUUCGGUGUAGUGGCCCUUGGCCCAGUUGUUGCCCGCCCCCGACUGGCCGAAGACGAAGUUGUCGGGGCGGAAGAGGCGGCCGUAGGGGCCGGAUCGGGCCGAGUCCAUGGUGCCCGGUUCGAGGUCGACGAGCACCGCCCGCGGGACGUAGUUGCCGCCGGAGGCUUCGUUGUAGUAGACAUUGAUGCGUUCCAAUUGCAGCGGGGAGUCGCCGGCGUAUUUGCCGUCGGGCUGGAUGCCGUGCUCGUCGGAGACCACUUCCCAAAACUGCGAUAGAGAUUAUGC